GAGCGGAGCGGCAUCGCGGGCCCCGAUUGCCUUGUCUCCGUGAAGCUUGAAGCUGGGCAUCCUGGGGGCCAUGCAGAGGGCUGGGGCAGGGGGUCGGAGGGCCUCCGACUGCGGGCCUGCCCCUUACCGGCCCAGGUGCAUCACCAAGUUUGCCCAGUACGUGGGCUCCUUCCCUGUGGAUGACCUGGACACCCAGGACAGCGUGUGGCUGGUGCAGCAAUGGCUGUGGGCCCUGAAGGACUGUCCCCGUCGCCGCGCCGUCAUCCUGAAGUUCAGCCUUCAGGGCCUCAAGGUCUACAGCGGGGAAGGAGAGGUGCUCCUGAUGGCCCAUGCCCUGAGACGCAUCCUCUAUUCCACCUGGUGUCCUGCCAAUUGCCAGUUUUCCUUCAUCGCCCGGAACCCACGCAGCCCCGCCAGCAAGCUCUUCUGCCACCUUUUUGUGGGCAGCCAGCCUGGAGAGGUCCAGAUCCUGCACCUGCUGCUCUGCCGCUCCUUCCAGCUUGCUUACCUCCUGCAGCACCCGGAGGAGAGGGCGCAGCCUGAGCCCUGCCCGGGGCCUGCAGGGGACGUGUCCCUGAAGCCACUCUCCAGCCCUGGGGGCCCCCCUGCUAUGGUGCGGGAGCCCUUCGGCCGUGAUCAGCUCUCACAGAACGUCCAUGCUCUCGUCUCCUUUCGGCGGCUGCCUGCUGAGGGGCCAGUGGGUGGCGGUGGGAAGGAGCUGCCAGAGUCCGAAGGCCGUGGGGGUGCCCGCCAUGCCCGCCUGGGGAAUCCCUACUGCUCGCCCACGCUGGUGCGCAAGAAGGCCAUUCGCAGCAAGGUGAUCCGCUCCGGGGCCUACCGAGCCUGCACCUAUGAGACACAGCUGCAGCUGUCGGCUCSGGAGGCCUUUCCUGCUGCAUGGGAGGCAUGGCCCCGCACUCCUGGUGGUCCCUCGUGCCUGGUGGAGAGUGAGGGCAGCCUGACAGAGAACAUCUGGGCCUUUGCUGGCAUCUCCAGGCCCUGCGCACUGGCCCUGCUACGGAGAGACGUGCUAGGAGCCUUCCUGUUGUGGCCUGAGCCAGGCACCAAUGGCCAGUGGUGCCUGUCUGUGAGGACGCAAUGCGGGGUGGUGCCCCACCAGAUCUUCCGGAACCAUCUGGGCCGCUACUGUCUAGAGCACCUGCCUGCAGAGUUCCCCAGCCUGGAGGCCCUGGUGGAGAGCCACUCUGGGACUGAGCGCAGCCUCUUCUGUCCCCUCGACAUGGGCCGCCGGAACCCCACCUACGAGGAGCAGGACAGUGGGCCUGAGGGCAGGCCCCUGCGGACUCUCCGGCCCCUGGGCCAUGCCAAGUCUGAGGCUGAACUUCAGGGCCUGGGCUAGGCCCUGCUCCAGGACUCCCUUACCCAGCCCCCAGGCCUUCAUAGCUGCUCUGCUCUCCCUGCUCCCCACUGGCCACCAUUCCAUCGGUCUCUGCCCCGGACCACUUUUCCAUUGCUUUGCUGCCCGUGGGAGGGGAGCCCUGACAUUGGAGAUUUUUCAGUGGCUUCUCAUAGGACACAUAGUCGUCCGAGGUUCCAGGCGGAGCUACAGGGGUUCCAUAUCUUCUGAAUGGCUUUGGGGCUUGUCCUGGCUUCUACUCUGCUCCUCCACAGAGCUCUCCAAGGGUUAGGAGGCUUGCUCACCAGCAGAGGUGCAGCCUUUCCUAAAGAGACCAGGUCUCUGGAGAGCUCCCAACAGGAACCAGACACAGAGGGAGUGUGAGUGCACMAGCUCCGCUAGCCAUUUGGCUGCCAGGGCCCAGGGUGCAUCUGUAGUUAGCUGCAGACUGCAGUCAGUUUGGUGGCUGCCUUGGGAAGCCACCUGAUGCUGGCAUUUCCUUUAUGCAGUGCUGACCACAGCCAUCAGGGGCUGCCCACUUACCAGGCCAGUCUCACUGGGGAUGGGCAGAGCAGAACCAUCCACAGGUAGAAGUAAUGUGAGCCCUGCUAGAGGAGGCCUGGCCUCAGCUGGCUAUGGGAGAUGCAGGAACCAUCCUAGUGUGACUGACGAGUCCAGGGAUCCCCUUCAUCAGUAAGCUCACUGACAAAUGUGAAUCUGCCCGAUUAAGUGAUGGGACAAGUUCAUUUUGGAUGAACUUCUAUCCUGAGGCAGAGGCCCAGUCAUGUGUCAGGGGACCACCUUCUUCCCAUCUGGGGUUGGCAUGUGCCUGUUCAGUGCCUUGGAGGUAAUGUAUUUCUGACUCCCUGAGGGAGAAGGCAGCACCAGCAGGAUAGAAAGAAAGGAGGCAACCCGGGAGGGAG
This is a messenger RNA of Urocitellus parryii (Arctic ground squirrel), 2280 nucleotides long. NCBI's taxonomy places the organism in Eukaryota, Metazoa, Chordata, Mammalia, Rodentia, Sciuridae. The record is from RefSeq and is a predicted model, not a curated record.